GCAGCGGCCCUUCCCGGCGCGCCUUGUUUGCCCGGAGCACUCGCAACCCCCCCUCCCGCCGCUGCUUUGCCUUCUGCCCGCUUCCGCCUCCUCCUCCUCCUCCUCCUCCUGGAGCCGCUGGGCUGCUGACUCAGCCGGAGGGAAAACUUAAAGGGCGCUCCGCCGCCCGGCCUGCCCGCCUCCCCGGGGAUGUUGCCCGGGGGGCCGCUCUGCUCACAUCUCUUGCCCGGAGCCCUCUGGCUCUGAAGGGGGCGCGCGGAAGGGCGGCGGAAGACUUUUCCCGCCAGCGCCGGGAACAAAGCGGAGCGAAGUUCCCCUCCGGUUUCCUCCUCCUCCGCCAGGAGCCCGAGUCACCAUGACAGCCAUAGCAGCGCAGACCCAGUGGUUACUUACUCGUAGAAGACCAAAGAAAUCAUUCUUUGAGACCUUUAUCAGGAGCUUAAUUAUCCUCUGUGUUGCAAUUGCCAUUGUUCUGUUGUCCAUCGCAGUAUGUGAUGGCCAUUGGCUUUUUACAAAAGGAAAACUCUUUGGGCUCUGGCAUUUCUGUACCCUCGGAAGCAACAGCACCUUGAAAUGUACCACUGAUCUCGCUUUGACCAAUAUCAGAGGGAUGAGCACAGGAAUGAUCUUCAUAAGAAGCAUGUUGUCUUUUGCCGUUGUUGUUGCAAUCUUUGGCCUGGAACUUCUCAUGGUCUCUCAAGUCUGCGAAGAUAUCAACUCAAGGAGAAAAUGGUCCAUGGGCUCCAUCCUCAUUCUUGCCUCAUUUCUACUGUCAUCAGCUGGAAUGGUGAGCUUCUUAAUCCUUCUGAGGGACUACAUCACUAUCCUAAGUUUUACGUUAACCUAUUGGUGUGAAUUUAUUGCAACGUUCCUUUUCUUCCUUAAUGGAAUCAGUGGACUUCACCUUAACAACCUAACAUUGCCAUGGAGCAGAGUGAGAAAAAUUAAACAUGAUGAACAGCAGCUCAACCAAAUAUCCCGAGAAUAUAUUGCAGCUCAUUAACGUUCAAGAAAGGGGAAUUGUUUAUUAUAUAUAUAUAUAUAUAUAUAUAUAUAUAUAUAUAUAUAUAUAUGGCAUAAAAGAUUUCCAACAGCUUGCCAGUUUCUAGAGGAUGUCUCCAAAUUAAGUUGAUAAUGGAUGCUGAGUACUGGAAAUGGGAAAUUAUAACCUGUUGGGAUUUUAAAUAAUGCAUCUAGCUAUAGUAAUGGAAUAGCAAAGAUAUCUUGCUUAAUUUAAAACUCAGUUCCUAAGCCUCAACAUCCUUAGUCCAAUUACAGUCAUUAUCUUUUAAGUGUCUCACUGAAAUGAGUAAGACAACCAAUCACAUUAUUUUUAUUUGGGUUGGGGGUGGGGGCCAAAUUCUAUAGCCAAGUAGAAUAAGACAUGCUCUGUGAAUGGGCUUUGUUCAUACCCUGCAUUUUCAUGAUUGUGUUCUUCAUACGAGUAAUUUGGAUCACCAGAAAUAUUUGUACUAUGGAGGACAAAGGGCAGUACCAACUAGAACCUCACUUUCUAAUAAACACAAAUUCAGUAACUUGCCUUUUCACAUUAUCAUAUAUAAGCCACGAUUAAAAGUAGUGCUUUUAUCAUAUAUUCUCUGGCAAAUAUAUGAUAUUUAUAAGCCAUGCCAGCAGUAUAUGCAUUUUCUACCAAAGUAAGAUCCUUUAUUGCUGAGAAGCAACAUCUGUUAAAAAGAGGCCUGGGCUAUUACAAUUUAAUGAAUGACAGUGGAGACUUGGCCCCUCCUUGUGAGCUAGAAAUAAUUUUUCAUGGAGUUUGUAACACAAGAGUUUGUAACACAAAAUGCCCUGUUCAAUUUACUUCCUGCUUUUCAAAAUUACAGAAAAGUAAGUUUUUAAUCCUUGUUAAAAGUACAUUCUUAGCUAAGAAUAUAGGAUCAGACCAUUACUUGCACAUAUAUACUGGUAAAAGUGGAAGGAGGCUCCUAUACACCUUUUUUGACAUAUAGCUUGUAUGAUUUCAAGACUUCCCUAUGGUAUGAAUGAAAGACUUCCCUAUGAUAUGAAUGAAAUAAAUUGUAAAUCAGAUUUGGUGUACAUUUAGAGCAGGGGUUCUCAACCUUGGCAACUUUAAGACUUGUGGACUUCAACUGGCUGAGGAAUUCUGGGAGUUGAAGUCCACAAGUCUUAAAGUUGUCAAGGUUGAGAACCCCUGGUUUAGAGCCUUAGUUCUCUAUUGUUCAGUAACAACUUGUGUCCUCUGUAUAUGUAGUUUCACAAUAUUUUACUAUAACAAUAAUACAUUAAGUUCCAUAAACUCGUGUCAGUUAUUUUUAAAAUUAUAAAUGUUUGACUCCAUCCCUAUGAACUUUCUACUUCUAAAUAUCCCAUAUUAUCAGUCCAAAUUGUUGAUUAUUGUCAACAGCAACAAAAAUCAGCCUAAGAAAUGCACAGAUAUCAAAUUGUCUGUGAAAACACUGCACUGAACCAUCAUUUUUGAGAGAACCAGUGUUAUUUCAAUAAAGCUGCAUGCUUGAUUGAAUUCUAGGUUCUCUAAUUCUUAUUUAUAUUUGUGUUUUUACAGCUGGCUGUAAGAUUAUUUAGGAAUGCUCUAAUUAUUCUACGUUUUUCUCUAAAACCUUUGAAGAUUUUUCCAAGCCAUUUACUUGGAAAUAAAAAGCCAGUAUGUUGGCAGUCUAGACAAGCUUCUGCAAAUCUGGUGGGGUCAUAUUAAAUGCCUAACCCCAGCUAGUCUUGCAUAGACUGCUUUGGGCAAUGGGAGUUGUAGUGCAAUAUAUUAAAAAGGACCCCAAAUAGAAAGAGUGUACUUAAUAAUUAACUUGACAGGUUAUGAUAGGAACAGUAGAUUCACAAGCCAAGUUAAUAGUAUAUACUUUUAUAUGUUUACCAUGACCAAAAAAAGAUUGUCCUUUAGGAAGAUCUUGGCAUGUCAUUCAACUUGCAUUUUUAUUAUUACCUCUUAUGAACAGUUAGACUUUGCACAGUUGAAGAACAUGAUACAUUACUACUAUGAAGCAUCUCCAGAUCUUUCCCAGGGUGAGGGGUGACCUGCAAUUAGCAAAUCAUAUCUACCUGUAUUGUUUUGUAGUCUGUAUAAAUUAAAUUGUAUGAACCUGAAGAAAGAUACAUUUGCUUGAUUGGAUUUUCGAUGUUUUCACGUUGAGAAUAUUUUGUAAAAUCAAUAGUUUGUUUUUCCCAGUUUAGAGCACUAAUUCUCUAUUGUUGCUUGUCUAGAGGUCUAUUACCUUGCUGAUUUCAUUCAACAGUUUUCCCAAUUCUCUGGUGAAGAAAUUUGAAGUUGUCUUGAAAAAAAAAAAGUAAUGUGCUAAAGAACUGAACAUAAAUCUCUCUGGACCUUUCAAAAUGGUUGGCCUUCACUACAACAGAUGUGGAAUUCUUCCAGAUUUCUUGCAUGAUAUACUGCCAGUGUCUGUCUUUGGUGUUGUAUUGUUUAAUUUUUCUUGCACUGGUUAUUCCAUCCUUUGCCUGGAAUUUCAAUUCAUAUUCAGAAGGUGGAACACUCUCUUCUCAUGGGCUAAAUGAAUGACUAUCAUCUUUGCCUUUCAACAAUGAUGGUUCUGAUUAAAUUAGGCCUUUAAAACUAUCUAGCUGCAGUACAUUAGAGAUCAACUUUGAGCUAAAAGAAUUGUAAAUACUAUUUACUGUUGACUCUUUUUUUUUUUUUGUCCUAUUAAAGGCCAUUUGCCACUAAAUGCCAGAGAAUGUUUGUUUAGGUGCUCUUUAUCUUUAAUAAUUGUUUUACUAAGUAAGUUAUAACUUGUGGACUUUUCUAAACUCUUUUCUACAAACUAUAAAAGAAAAUCGGAAGAUAUCCAGGAUCAGAUUGUCAAAUGUUCAAUAAACUACUUUUUUAAAAUGGA
Messenger RNA from Crotalus tigris (Tiger rattlesnake), 3863 nucleotides. RefSeq names its product transmembrane protein 37 (gene TMEM37). Gene Ontology annotation, cellular component: membrane. The transcript is spliced from 2 exons. NCBI's taxonomy places the organism in Eukaryota, Metazoa, Chordata, Lepidosauria, Squamata, Viperidae. The record is from RefSeq and is a predicted model, not a curated record. Gene Ontology annotation, molecular function: voltage-gated monoatomic ion channel activity; calcium channel activity. Bases 356 to 1003 code for a protein of 215 amino acids.